AUGGAAUUAUUCAAGUUGAAUCGCCAACGCCUAUGCGAAGCAUUACGUGCCCAUCGAACAUUACCACCAGAUUCAUUUGUUUUCCUUCAAGGCGGUGCCAGUGAAAUGCGCUAUUGUAGUGAUCACGAACCAUUGUUUCGUCAGGAAUCGUACUUCCAUUGGGCAUUCGGCGUGGUCGAACCCGAUUUUUACGGUGCAAUCAAUGUUCAAAAUGGUGAAUCGAUAUUAUUUAUUCCACGUUUACCUGCAGCCUACGUUGCAUGGAUGGGUAAAAUAAAAGAACCAGAUGAAUUUAAGAAAAUUUAUCAUGUUGACCGUGUUUACUAUGUCGAUGAAUUGGAGAAAACCUUUAAUGAACUUGUCGGCAAAUCGAAAUUAAUUCUCGUGUUGAAUGGUUUAAACACGGACAGUGGAAAAGAAUCGCAAGCGGCUCAUUUCCCUGGAAUCGAAAACUUCCAUGUUGAUAAAACAACCUUACAUUCCAUUAUUAGUGAAUGCCGAGUGUUCAAGACCGAUAUGGAAUUAGAUGUGAUGCGAUACGCUAAUAAAAUUAGUUCCGAAGCGCAUAAAUUCGUCAUGUUGAACAUUAAAGAUGGGAUGCUGGAAUACGAAAUCGAAUCGAUGUUUCAAUACUUUUGUGGUCGUUAUGGUGCAAUGCGUCACAUGUGUUAUACUUGUAUAUGUGCUACGGGUGAUAAUCCGGCAAUACUCCAUUAUGGUCAUGCUGGCGCACCUAAUGAUCGACAAUUGACAUCGAAAGAUAUGUGUUUAUUUGAUAUGGGUGGAGAAUACUAUUGUUAUGCAUCAGACAUAACCUGUUCAUUUCCUGUUUCUGGCCGUUUUACCAACGAGCAGCGUAUCAUCUACGAAGCUGUACUUGAUGCUAAUCGGCAAGUAAUGAAAGCUGUUCGACCGGGUGUAUCUUGGGUUGAUAUGCAUUUGUUAGCCGAACGAACACAAUUGGAACAUUUGAAAGCAGCUGGUCUUGUUCAGGGUGAUAUUGAAGAAAUGAUGAGCGCUCGACUAUGCGCUGUUUUCAUGCCACAUGGUCUGGGACAUUUCAUAGGCAUCGAUACGCAUGACGUUGGUGGGUAUCCCAAUCCUCAAAGUCGCUCGACACUGGUUGGAUUGAAAUCUUUACGAACCGAUCGUAUCUUAGAAGAACGCAUGUGUAUUACCAUCGAACCAGGAAUUUAUUUUAAUCCAAGUCUAUUGAAUAAUGCUUAUGAAGACGAAAAGUUAAAAAAGUUUCUAAACAAGAAUGAAAUCGAUAAAUAUCUGCACGUCGCUGGUGUUCGCAUUGAAGAUGAUAUAGCAGUAACAAGUGAUGGUUGUGAACUGUUAACCUUAGUGCCACGUACCUGUGAAGAAAUAGAGGAAUGGAUGUCACAUAAUUCCAAACAAGCUGUUGGCAAACUUGAUUACGAAUAUUUCGAUCAAUUGAAUAAAAAAUAUCAAUACAAAAAUCAAUCAAUAACCGUCACGAAGAAGAAUAAUUAA
Adineta ricciae is the source of this 1500-nucleotide messenger RNA. The record is from the annotation of a GenBank genome assembly. Lineage: Eukaryota; Metazoa; Rotifera; Eurotatoria; Adinetida; Adinetidae.